Messenger RNA from Podarcis lilfordi (Lilford's wall lizard), 6228 nucleotides. NCBI's taxonomy places the organism in Eukaryota, Metazoa, Chordata, Lepidosauria, Squamata, Lacertidae. The record is from the annotation of a GenBank genome assembly.
GACGGCGUGAGCCGGAUUGGCCGGUUGGCUGCCUGGUGGGCUCGCGGCCUCGCACCGCCUUUGCCUGGGCCGGGGCGGUCGGUUGGCGAGGCGUGCGCGCGCGCCGCGGGACGCGAGGACUCGGUGGUCGCCCGGAGGCUAUGGCGGCGGCUGCCGGCGGCGGAGGCGGCGGCGGAGGAGGAGGAGGAGCGCCGAGCUCCGUGGCUGUUGCUGCUGCUGCCGCCGCCGCCGCCGCCUCUACGGCUGCUAAUGCGGGGGGCUGGCGGCUUCCCGGGCGGGUGCUCGAGUUCGUCUUCUCCUACCUGGAGCUGCGGGAGCUGCGGAGCUGCGCGCUGGUGUGCAAGCUGUGGUGCCGCGUCCUGCACGGCGACGAGAACAGCGAGGUGUGGCGGAGCCUGGCCGCUCGCAGCCUGGCGGAGGAGGCGCUGCGCACCGACAUCCUCUGCAACGUGCCCACCUACAAGGGCAAGGUCAGGAUGGCCCCGCGCGGGAGGGAGCGACCCUCCUUUUUUGCGCGCGCGAGGGAACCCAGGAGGAAAUAUGUAUAGUAUAUAUAACCUGGGUACCUUUUUCUGCCCCUACAUCCCUUGCACGAGAUAAGAUACUGGAGGUGCCGGGGGUCUCGUCUCCUGUGUUUUGUGAGCCGGACCUCUUUCUUCUUAAACCCAGAUGUGCGGGGAGGAGAGGAAAUUGUUCCGUGUUGUGAGAGAGAGGGAAAGAGAGGCACUAACGCACAUGCUCAAAAGCGCUGGCUGCUGAUUACUUUGUUCCAAGGCAGAACUCUGGCACCGAUUCUGGGCUGUUUCCUAGCUCCAGUAAAAUGCAACCUGCAUCUGUCGUCAUUCCCCCCCCCCCCCAAUUGCACAUGUAUAUAUGCAUGCCAGUGUUGGUGGAAACACUCAUUGAGUACAUGUUGUUUAGAUGUGGUUCCUCUUUGCAGCUGCUGCCUAUGGCCCAGAUGCUUUGCAUGGCAGGAGCUGCAGAAAGGUAUAGUGCUCAAUAAGGCACCGUCUUCGGAGCUUGAUUGAGGACCCCCCCUGGGGGGGGGGGUUGAUGCCUUCCUCCAGCAUGCCUGGAAUAGCUGGUGUUGAAAUGAUGUUUCCAAAAGACCUUGGCAGGCCUGUUUUUCUAUGUUGAGCCAGGUAGCCAAUACUAGCCCAGCUGGGCAGGUGGUGAGGACUAAGGUUGUGAAAUCACAAGGCGUUCUUACUCUGGGUGGCAUUCUUUUACAGAUGGGUUAAUUAUACAUAUAUUUGAGUUUACCAUACCUUAUUAAGAAUAGGUGUGUAGAGUUGUUGUUGUUGCUGCUGCUGCCUUGCCUAGUUUAGUAAUCUUAUCUCCAGCAUUGCUUUUUCAAAAAAUACCUUCUGUUCCAGGUACGCGCCUUUCAGCAUGCUUUCAGCACCAAUGAUUGUUCUAGGAAUGUCUACAUUAAGAAGAAUGGAUUUACUUUGCAUCGGAAUCCCAUUGCACAGAGUACAGAUGGAGCAAGGACCAAGAUUGGUUUCAGUGAAGGCCGUCAUGCUUGGGAAGUCUGGUGGGAAGGCCCUCUUGGCACAGUGGCAGUAAUUGGGAUUGCUACAAAACGAGCUCCCAUGCAGUGUCAGGGCUAUGUGGCACUCCUGGGCAGUGAUGACCAGAGCUGGGGCUGGAAUUUGGUGGACAAUAACUUGUUACAUAAUGGAGAGGUCAAUGGCAGCUUCCCCCAGUGCAACAAUGCCCCCAAAUAUCAAGUGAGUGAAACCUGGAAUGUAUAUAAGACUGUUGGAUCUGUGAAGAGCUAUGCCAGGGCGGUCCAACCGCUUAGACCAAGUGCGCCUCAAGAGCACUUUGACACAGAACCCGUGGCCCACACACUGAAUUAAAUUUCCAUAUUGUAAAUUAAAGAGUACACAAUAUAGUUAAUAUAUUUAAUGUAAGCAAUUAAUAUAUUUAAUUGAAUAUAUAUAAUUAAAUACACAAUAGAUAGAUUGAGUCCCUGUCAGGAUAAAAAGGUAGGAUAUAAGUCAAAAUAAAAUAAUUUUAGAAGACUUCUAGUCAAAAUGAUUUGAGCCUCUUGUGAAGCCAUUAAAUAAAUGCAGCCCAUGGAAAAGAAGACAGCAUAAGGUGGGGUGGUAGGGCAGGCAACAGCUGCCUCAUCCUCCUCACCUGCCAGCCAGUCACCACAGCCACCACCAUCUAUCCUGCUUCCCCACCCCACCCCCCGCACAGCCUCUUCAGGCCGGUUGUUGACUGAGGGGGGAAGGAUCUGUAGAGUUGGGAGGGGACCCCCAAGGGUAAUGUAGCCAGACCCCUUUCAGUCCCUGGCAGGCAGUCAUCCUCUCCCCAUCUGUCAAACAGGGCAGCAGCAAAGCUUCCAUGGCAAGGGGCAGCCCACCAGUCUCACAGAGUCCUGGGCAGAGAGGCCCCACCACAUCCCUCCUGCUGGCUGGCCGCGCACCAUGCCUCUGCUGAGCCUGGGCUGUGUGGUGGCCUCCCUCCAGCCUGGCGGCUCUGCUCUGUCUCUCUCUACCAUCACUAUCAUUGUUCCUUCAAAGAGGCGCCAGCAGCAAGCCACACCUCCCUCUCCAUGUUGCCAUGCUGGUCCACCAAUCAAAAGGUGCAACCUCAAACAUCUGGAAAUUUGGCACCCAGCUCCCUUUCUCCUUAUUGGUGGGUUUUCAAGCAUCCCUCCACACCACAUAUACUCUCAUGUGCUCAUUUGCUGUUGAGGGGAGAAGCAACCAACCAGCUCUUGCUCUUCAGGACAAGAAAGGCAGAAGAGUCGCUAAAGAGUAGUAACAGGUCUAAGGGCAAGGGCCACCAAAAAAGGUCUCAAGGGCCACCAAAAAAGGUCUCAUGGGUCACAUGUUGGACCACCCUGAGCUAUACAUUCCAGAAUUUUGUAUAGUAAACUCUGACACAUUCUGUUUUAGGCACACUUCUAUUUACAUUUUCUUGGAAAUAUGUCCCAAUCUGUUCAGUGGGGCUUACUCCCUGGUAAGGCUUCCUCCCUAACCUCCCUAGCUUGGGAAUUAGCCAAGUUGAAUUCAGCAAGGCAUGCAUCAAAUUGAAGAAUAUCUGUUUAACCAGUGUAGUUGUUCAAAGCCCCAUGACUGAAUCUUAACUUUACCAUUUAUCAGCAGAAAAUGUCUUCAAAGGGCUUUUUUGUAUGUUAAUUGUUUUAAAUAAUCCCCUCCCCAAGUUAUUUUGUCUCAGCAUCUGUUUACCUUCACUUUGUCUUGUCUUUUUCAUUAUCUCUUUUCUUCAAUCAGUCUUAUUUUUGUUUACAGAUAGGUGAGAGAAUUCGUGUCAUCCUGGACAUGGAAGACAAGACUUUGGCUUUUGAGCGAGGCUAUGAGUUUCUAGGGGUUGCAUUCCGAGGACUGCCAAAGACAUGUCUGUAUCCAGCAGUGUCUGCUGUCUAUGGAAACACUGAAGUGACGUUAGUUUAUCUGGGAAAACCUUUAGAUGGAUGACAUUUUGUUUUUAACUGGGACGUGAACAUCAAGUUGACAAUAUGGAGAAACUUGCAUGUGGGUUAAUAGGGAAGCAUGAGUGAAGUGUGUGGAUGCGUAUCCAAGAAAGAUCAAGGAAAACCAAAAUUUGCGAUCCAAAAGGCCAGCUGUACGGAAGAGAGUUUUACCUUUCCUUUUUCUGCCGGACCAGAAAAAUUCUCAGGGGGUUGCAGUUGGUUGAAUGGGCAGCUAACCACAUGCAUGUUGCAUAAGAUUUCACCGCAAAGGUGGCAGAAUGGAAUCCUGUACAUACUUAAGGGACUCCUGUAUAGAAGUGGUUGAGGAAAGCUGACUGAGACCUGUAAGCAGUGUGUUCUGUGAAAAGGACUUCAUUUUUAAAAUUAUUUGUUUCCUUCCUGCCUUUGAUCCAGUGUGUUUUACCAAAGGUAACUGAAAUCGGUUGGAUUUUAUUUAAUGUAUUUUUAGUGUAAUGAGGAGUACAAUGUAUUGCACUUCUCCAGAGCAAAACAUUGUGCAGUUAUGUUAAAGUGUGUUUUAAAGACAGUUUGUACAGAACACUUUAAAAACCAGAACAAAACAAAGGGUUGCUGUUGCUUUCCCUGGGAUGUAAUUUUGUUAAUUGGAACCCCCCCCACUACAUAUCAGGUGUUGGUGUCUGUCCAGUUGAACAGCAUACAUACAAGUGCACUUCUUUUGUUUUGUUGUACAACAUCUCAUGUGACAAAAGAAACUAUGAAUGUUUAUUGUAAAAUGCUUUAGAUUUGAUAGCUGAAAAUUCUGUGCAGGUGGAAGGAUAAAGUCAGUUUCUAAUGUGAGUGUUUUUGUUUUACUUAAAAUGUGAGUAUGUGUUGCAAAUGACCAUAUGUCUUUCAAUCCACCUUCUAAAGUAUGACUUAAAAUUAAUCUUGCAAACUAUGAGCCGCCCACCAAAUACUGCUGCUCUUUAUCCAUUUUAAUCAGAAUUGUAUUGUGGUUGUGGGGUGGCCAUGCUUGGUGGGUUGUUCCCAUUAUGGUCUGCAGUACCCCAACCCUUCAUUUUGGUCUAUUGCCAAAUGUAUUGCAUAUUUAACUAAAUAUUUUGAAAAAAUAGGUUUCCAAAGUACUACCUAAAUACAUGCUACUGUAUGUUAAAAUUGCAUAGAAAAAUAUUUUAACAUAUUUCAAUCUUUAGCAUAAAUAAAUUGAACUUCAAACAGGAAUCAAAUUUCUGCCACAAUUAUGGAAUCUUUCCUUUGUUUAUAUUAAUUGCUGAGAAACAUUUUACAAAGCUAAUUUGUUGUGCAUAAAGAAAGCACCUUCAGAUGAUGGAGAAACUGCAUUUCCGCAUUCUUUGGCAUCCAUAUCCUGCACAGCUUGUAUGUCUUAAUCGUCUAAGUCCACAGGCUGGUUCUUGGUACUAAAAUGCUAUUUUGUUCUGCCUUAGACAUCUAUUUAUUUGGUGUAGAGUGGGAAAACACUUUCAGUGCAGUCCUGGGCAUUUUUUCUUCUUCUCAGAAGCAAACCCCACAAAGUUCAGUGGGAUGUACUCCUAGGUAAGUAUGUGUAGGAUUGUGGCCUUUGGGAGGAAAUGAGGUAUUGUUUACAUUCUUUACAUCAUAAUCAGAAUUAUGCUGUCUCACAGACAUAUAGUUCCUUAGAUGUGCAAAAGAGAACAAUUCCCUUAGGCAUUCUUAUUUUUGUUAAAGCCAGGGAAAGCUGCUAAACACUACGUUUUUAUUUUUUUUAAUAGGCUGAAGAGUACAUUCUUGCUGCAUGCAAGGUUUAAAGUGGCAAUCCAGUAUCUUUGGUAGUGCCAUCGGUCUUCAAUACUUAAAAAUUGGUCAUGCUAUGACUUUCCCAGCAACCUAGCCUUCUUGCUGUAGGCUUAGCCAUCAUGUUACCUGUCCUACCAUCUUGACAUACUAAUGCAUCUUGUUUUACUAUUGUUUCCAAACCCCUCUUGUAGAAGUUGCAGAAGGAAGUUAUAGUUGAUUAUUGGUUUGGGACUGCUAGUAUUCUUUGGUUGGUGGCACAGGACUGUUGUGAUUAGCAUCACACUAGGCAGAAAGAGGCUCUUUUAUGAGGCUGAAAGUGUGAGGGAUAAAAUGUGGAUUCAAAAAAGAGGGCAGUGACUGUACUGGAGGAGUCUAUGUUGCAUGUUCUCAGCUGUUCAGGCUUUCCUAGAUCUUCGCUUCACUUUCCUUCCAUGUUCAGAUUCCGCAGAACUGCAUUUGAGGUCUGCAUGUGUGAAUAAAUGUUUUUAAAAUAUUUGUUCUAUGUGUAGUAUGCCACUUAACAAGUUCAUUCCUGGUCUCUUUCUAAAAUUAAGCAAGUGAAUCAUUUCAACACUGGUACUAUGAAGAAAUGAAUGAUUUUGGAAAGAUGUAUCACUUCCAGAAAACGUUGACUGUAUACUAUGCUAUAAAAUAUAUCACUACAAGAUUCUAUGGCAUGAGCUAAACUAAAAGGAAAGAAGCUUUUGUUAGAGUAAUAUAGUCUCCCUGUGCAGUCUUGGAUGGAUUACCCUCUGCACUUAUUUAUGGACUUUUGAGUAGAGAGAGCUGGUCCUAAGAACUGUGUCAGGGAAAUUUUUGCUAGGUUUUACUUCCAUUUAUACAGGAUGUCUUGCUCGCUUUACCCUUACAUGUGGCAUAGCAUUCUGCUUGUGCCAAGUGGUCAAAAAUUCCUUGGGGCACAGGGGACAAAUAUGUAUAUAAACCUCUUAUAACUUAUUACCUGAAGACCAAUUCCAAGCUGUACAAACAACUGAAAUAAAUUGUUAAAACAUAAA